Danio rerio (zebrafish) is the source of this 2166-nucleotide messenger RNA. RefSeq names its product zgc:66455. Gene Ontology annotation, molecular function: calcium ion binding. The record is from RefSeq and is marked validated. Gene Ontology annotation, biological process: system development; epithelial cell differentiation. Lineage: Eukaryota; Metazoa; Chordata; Actinopteri; Cypriniformes; Danionidae.
AUUAACUGCAGAUAUAGCACAGGUGAUGCGGGGAACUUCUUCGUUUAUGUCUUAAAACAAACAACUGACAACAACAACGUAGAAAAUGCGUGAUCAUAAACCAAAAAUGAGUAGUUACAGUCUUCUGAUAUUAAUCUAUUUGAUAGGUUGGAUAAGCAGUUUGGAGAGAAACCGAAAUGUUGGACCAGCAUCAGCAGGCGCCGGUCGGGAGCGCAUGGCUUUCUUUGCUCUGCGCAGCUGCCAUCAGCUCCUGCGCGGCGACAGUGGUGAGUUUUUCUCGCCGGAUUUCCUGUGCUCGAACCCGCACGUGUGGUGCAACUGGACCGUGCAGCUGCCCCCGGGCAAGCAUGUGGAUCUGUACCUGGAGGAUCUGACGCCGCCGGAUGCCUGUCACCUGAAGAGCGACCAAAUCCACCUUGAGGAGUCUCCGAGAGCGGCCGGAGGACAGCGAGUGCUGCAGGGCUGCUGGAGGACCGCCCGGUAUGUGUCCAUCUCCAACACACUGCAGGUGGUGCUGCUCGUGCACAACAGGCACAUGCGCGUGCCAUACCGGGGCUUCUAUGCACGCUACAGAGCGUUCAGCUCGCAGGACACAGCAGAGCAGGAAGAGGAGGGGGAUAUUCCUCUGGAGGUGAUAGAAGCUGCUUUCAGUGAAGGAGACGAAUCCUCUGCAUCUCCAUCAUCUCCAUCCGCAUCCACACAAAUCCCAGACCGCACCACACCGUCCAAUCAGCUUCCAAAGCCCAGCAGGGAAUCCUGGGAAAACACUAAGCCACAUUUAGCUCCUCGCAGUCAUCAGAAAAAUGAUGAUGAUAACUUUUUCUCAGCAUCCCAGAAGCUGCAGCCCACUUUGAUUGGCUCCGGGUUUGAGGCGGCGUUCGGGAUCAGCACAUACACACACAUGCCGGACUCUCGCUCUCCGUCCGCCCAGCGCAGGAAUGCAGAGACGGCGCCAGCAGUGUCUGAUGGAGGACGAGAGGAUGGAUGGAGAGAUGAUGAUGAUAAUGAACAUGAAAAUGGUGACGUGUUUAUGGAGGCUGAGAGAAGCGUCUCAAUGCCGGUGCUUUCAGACAUUCAGCCCAAACUACACUUCAUGUCCACAGAAGAUGCCAGUUACCAUCAAACUACACGAAACAACACCAGCAGCAGACAUUUACCUGGAGAGCUGCUGUUGGAGGUGGGUGUGGAGGUUAGUCUGAAAUCUUCAUAUCUUGAAGAUGCGCCUUCACUCACAUCUGCUCUGGACAUCAUGAUACGAGACGCAUUUGUCUCUCCCCCUCUGAAGAUGUUGGACUUUAAAAGACUGAAGAAGUUGAGUUCUGGUGUGUUGUUCAUCGUGUGGCUGUGGUUGGAGAAGACAUCGGUGGAGGAUCUUCAGUCAGCCCUGCAGGAGCUUCUUCAGCUUCACCACAAAACUGUCAAAUCACAAACCAGCGACACUCAGGGGCUCAUUGUGUCCAUUUCCACUGAAGACAUCAAUGAGUGUGAGACUCAUAUGGUGGUGUGCGACGCUGACGCCGAGUGUGUGAAUCAGUUUGGAUCCUACUCCUGUCGCUGUCUGCAUGGUUACAGAGAGGCUCAUGGGAAUGGAGAGAGCAUUUGUGUAAAACCUGCUGCACCUGACUGUAGUGGGAUGACAUCAUCUCCAUCAUCGGCAGCAGCAUCUCCCACAAUCCUCCGGGGCGUUUAUGCCGUCUGCGGGCUGCUCCUGUUGCUCAUCCUGCUGUCUCUGCUGGUCCUCUUAUAUCUGUACCGGCGGUAUCAUCGAGGGAAAUUCAUGCUGCACUGCCAUAAAGCCAGCGCUCGCAGUGUUGUGGAAAACACCAACAACAAUAACACUGGAAAUGAUGACCCGUCCAUAUUCCCUCCUCCACCUCCUCCACCCCCACCCAUGAGGAUGCCCAGAGACGGGCCGCGCUCAAUGGACCUUCCCUUACUGCGCUUCAGCUCUCUGGUGCCCUCUGAUGGCUUCAGGAGUAAAAUACACAGUGAGAAAUCUCAGCUCUGAGUCUCUCCACUGCACUGAUGUACGUGUGCUGAGGAGAUCUUGAUUGAUCUGUGUGUGAUUGUGGUGUAUUUUGGGGUGAAUAAUUGACUUGUUUAUGGUUUGCUCUUGUAUUUUGGUUGACAGAAGACUUUGACUCUUAAAAAUAGAACUGAACGCAA